AUGGAGGCGGCGCGCAGCGAGCGCCACCCAGGCUGGCCGCGGGCGCCCCUCGCCCGGACCGGGCUCCUACUUCUGUCGACGUGGGUCUUGGCGGGUGCCGAGAUCACUUGGGGUACGACGGGCGGUCCGGGGCGCCUCCCGGCUCCCGCUUCUCGGCGGCCGCCGCCGCCGCCACCGCAGGCGCAGCCCCUCAGCGCGCUGGAGCGCGGGGACGCCCGGGCCACGGCGCCCGCCGCCGACAGUUCCAAAGCCAGCCGUCCUCCGGCCAAGGGUUCCCGGGAGGAGGCGAAGGCGGCGCGGACCGGGGGACCGGCCCCCGAGGAGCUCCGGCUCCCCAGCACCUCAUUCGCCCUAACGGGAGAUUCGGCUCACAACCAAGCCAUGGUGCACUGGUCGGGACACAACAGCAGCGUCAUACUGAUCCUGACGAAGCUGUACGACUUCAACCUGGGGAGUGUGACUGAGAGUUCUCUGUGGAGGUCAACAGAUUAUGGUACCACCUAUGAAAAGCUGAACGACAAAGUGGGUUUGAAGACGGUCCUCAGCUACCUCUACGUCAAUCCCACCAACAAAAGGAAGAUCAUGCUUCUUAGUGAUCCUGAAAUGGAGAGCAGCAUCCUGAUCAGCUCAGAUGAAGGGGCGACCUAUCAGAAGUAUCGACUUACCUUUUUCAUUCAGAGUCUUCUCUUUCAUCCCAAGCAAGAAGACUGGGUGCUGGCCUACAGUAUGGAUCAAAAGCUCUACAGCUCCAUGGACUUUGGAAGACGGUGGCAACUCAUGCAUGAGCGCAUCACACCCAAUAGGUUUUACUGGUCAGUGGCUGGAUUGGAUAAGGAGGCGGACCUGGUGCACAUGGAAGUGAGGACGGCAGAUGGAUAUGCUCACUACCUCACCUGCAGGAUCCAGGAAUGUGCAGAGACAACUCGGAGUGGCCCCUUUGCCCGCUCCAUUGAUAUCAGCUCCCUGGUUGUCCAGGACGAGUAUAUCUUCAUUCAAGUAACAACAGGUGGAAGAGCCAGCUACUACGUGUCCUAUCGAAGAGAGGCCUUUGCUCAGAUAAAGCUGCCCAAGUACUCCUUGCCAAAGGACAUGCACAUCAUCAGCACUGAUGAAAAUCAAGUAUUUGCAGCAGUGCAAGAAUGGAAUCAGAACGACACCUACAACCUCUACAUCUCGGACACACGUGGUAUCUACUUCACCCUGGCUAUGGAGAACAUUAAGAGCAGCCGAGGUCUACUGGGAAACAUUAUUAUCGAAUUAUAUGAGGUAGCAGGUAUCAAAGGUAUAUUCCUGGCAAACAAGAAGGUGGAUGACCAGGUGAAGACAUACAUCACUUACAACAAAGGCAGGGAUUGGCGCCUACUGCAAGCUCCAGAUGUGGACCUGAGAGGAAACCCAGUGCACUGCCUGCUGCCUUUCUGUUCCUUACACCUGCACUUGCAGCUCUCUGAAAAUCCAUAUUCCUCAGGACGAAUCUCCAGCAAGGAGACAGCCCCAGGACUUGUGGUGGCCACAGGCAAUGUUGGCCCGGAGCUCUCAUACACUGAUAUUGGUGUGUUCAUCUCCUCAGAUGGAGGCAACACCUGGAGACAGAUCUUUGAUGAAGAGUACAAUGUCUGGUUCCUGGACUGGGGUGGCACCCUUGUGGCCAUGAAACACACACCUCUGCCAGUCAGGCAUUUGUGGGUGAGUUUUGAUGAGGGCCACUCCUGGGAGAAGUAUGGCUUCACUGUACAUCCUCUCUUCGUAGAUGGCGCUCUGGUAGAAGCGGGUGUAGAGACCCACAUCAUGACAGUUUUUGGCCACUUCAGCCUGCGCUCUGAGUGGCAGUUGGUGAAAGUGGACUACAAGUCUAUCUUCAGCCGGCGCUGCACUAAGGAAGACUAUCAGACCUGGCACCUGCUCAAUCAGGGAGAGCCUUGCGUCAUGGGAGAAAGGAAAAUAUUCAAGAAACGCAAGCCAGGAGCUCAGUGUGCCUUGGGCCGAGAUUACUCCGGGUCGGUAGUCUCAGAACCCUGUGUCUGUGCUGACUGGGACUUCGAGUGUGACUAUGGCUAUGAGAGACACGGGGAGACUCAGUGUGUCCCAGCUUUCUGGUAUAAUCCAGCAUCUCCCUCAAAGGACUGCAGCCUUGGUCAAAGCUACCUCAACAGCACUGGGUACCGGAGGAUUGUGUCCAACAACUGCACAGAUGGACUAAGGGAUAAGUACUCUGCCAAGGCUCAGUUGUGCCCAGGAAAAGCCCCUCGAGGUCUCCAUGUGGUGACUACUGAUGGGCGGCUGGUGGCAGAGCAAGGGCAUAAUGCAACCUUCAUCAUCCUCAUGGAGGAGGGUGAUCUCCAAAGGACAAACAUCCAGCUGGACUUUGGGGAUGGGAUUGCUGUGUCUUACGCUAACUUCAGCCCCAUUGAGGAUGGCAUCAAGCAUGUGUAUAAGAGUGCAGGCAUCUUCCAGGUGACAGCCUAUGCAGAGAACAACCUUGGGUCAGACACCGCAGUCCUCUUCCUGCAUGUGGUUUGUCCUGUGGAGCACGUCCACCUCCGAGUCCCAUUUGUUGCCAUAAGAAAUAAGGAAGUCAAUAUCAGUGCGGUCGUGUGGCCUAGUCAGCUGGGGACCCUUACGUACUUCUGGUGGUUCGGCAAUAGCACAAAGCCCCUUAUCACCUUGGACAGCAGCAUCUCCUUCACCUUCCUCACAGAGGGAACCAACACCAUCACUGUGCAGGUGGCUGCGGGGAAUGCCCUUAUCCAGGACACAAAAGAUAUCGCUGUUCAUGAAUACUUCCAGUCUCAGCUCUUGUCCUUCUCUCCUAAUCUGGAUUACCACAAUCCUGACAUUCCUGAAUGGAGGCAGGACAUUGGCACCGUCAUCAAGCGAGCUCUGGUUAAAGUAACCAGUGUCCCAGAAGAGCAGAUCCUUGUGGCUGUGUUCCCUGGCCUUCCCACGUCAGCAGAGCUUUUCAUCCUCCCACCCAAGAAUCUGACGGAGAGGAGGAAAGGGCAUGAGGGAGAUCUGGAAGAAAUUGUAGAGACACUGUUUAAUGCUCUCAACCAAAACUUGGUCCAGUUUGAACUGAAGCCAGGGGUCCAGGUCAUUGUAUACGUCACACAGCUGACAUUAGCUCCAUUGGUGGAUUCCAGUGCCGGACACAGCAGCUCAGCCAUGCUUAUGCUCUUGUCAGUGGUGUUUGUUGGCUUGGCUGUGUUUUUGAUCUACAAGUUUAAAAGGAAAAUCCCCUGGAUUAACAUCUAUGCUCAAGUACAACAUGACAAGGAGCAGGAGAUGAUUGGGUCAGUGAGCCAAAGUGAAAAUGCCCCCAAAAUCACACUCAGUGACUUCACUGAGCCUGAAGAGCUGCUAGACAAAGAGCUGGACACGCGGGUCAUAGGAGGCAUUGCCACCAUUGCAAACAGCGAAAGCACAAAGGAGAUCCCCAACUGCACCAGCGUUUAA
Molecule: messenger RNA, 3453 nt
Organism: Dipodomys ordii (Ord's kangaroo rat)
Lineage: Eukaryota; Metazoa; Chordata; Mammalia; Rodentia; Heteromyidae
Gene: Sorcs3
Product: sortilin-related VPS10 domain containing receptor 3
Exons: 28
Coding region: 1-3453 (1150 amino acids)
Cellular component (GO): postsynaptic density membrane
Molecular function (GO): protein binding
Source: RefSeq, a predicted model, not a curated record